UUUUCCCAAUUGUCGAGUUAGUUUUACCAAAAAAUCUACACGAGAAGGAAGUUCAGUAUUCAAAAAUUAUAUUUCUAAAAAUGUCAAUUUUCAAUCUGAUAUUUUUGACAGUGCUUGUUGGAUCGUGUGUCGUCUUGACAGAGGCGCAGACAUUUAAAUAUAAACAAUUGACAGUAGACGAAUUAAAAAAUUCAUGUAGAAAAAAUAAAGUAAAUUUAACGGAGCUAGAAAAAAUUCAUAGCAAUGUGGAAAAUUUAUUAUAUGAAAGUAUCACACCAACUAAAAAUCCUGAUGCUUUGAAGAAGGAUAAAAAUUGUUUGGGCGAUUCUUUGCAAGGUCUACUGAGAAAAGAAAUGUGGUUUGUAAGACGAUGUCUUAAUGGAAGUAUUCAAUUAGACAACAGCACCGUUCAAAUUCUCAUUGACGAAAGCGAAAGGAAAUUAUGUGCCCUCAGUCGACUUGCCUCUUAUGAAGAAUAUCUCUCAGAAGUUUGUCUUAAUUCUGAAAGAUCGGAAAAAUGUCAACUAAAUGUAAUGAAAAAACAUAAAAUGGAAAAUACAAAUGAAUUCGCAAAUCUAGGAUUAUCAUACACUGAUAAAGGACGCAAAGCUUGGAUAGAACUUUUUGAUUGUGCAAGUGGUGAAGUGAGUAAAACUUGUAAUGAGGGUCAACAAAAAAAACAUGCACAACUAACAAAAGAAUUUAUUGAUAAUUUAAAAAUAAAUCGUAUACGUGCAACUAUGAAACUUACUCCUGCUGAAGUUGCAAAACUGCGAAGUUAAUUACAAAAUUAUAUUAAAAAUUA
Messenger RNA from Leptopilina heterotoma, 805 nucleotides. RefSeq lists its product as uncharacterized. Lineage: Eukaryota; Metazoa; Arthropoda; Insecta; Hymenoptera; Figitidae. The coding region runs from base 81 to 782 and encodes 233 amino acids. The transcript is spliced from 4 exons. The record is from RefSeq and is a predicted model, not a curated record.